UAACGUAAUCGGCACCCGAGCGAGCCACGUAAGCGAGCGAGCCACCCCUUUCUAGCCUCCUGCACCUCCAUGAAUUCAGGCCAUUAGAACAUCAACCACACCACCAAAAAUGCCGAAGUCGUCGAAAGACUUGGUUCAUCAAGAGGGUCGAAUUGCCUUAGCCCUUCAAGCUAUUAAAAACGGUCAAAUUACCUCUGUACGUGGCGCGGCACGGAUUUUCGAUGUUUCUCGAUCAACUCUUCAACAUCGCUUAAACGGACGGCAUUCUCGCCAGGAAAUACGUCCAAAUUCUCAUAAAUUGACUGAGAGAGAAGAAGAAUCGCUUGAAAAAUGGAUUCUCUCGCUUGAUUCUCGCGGCGCGCCACCAAGGAACUCUAUGGUUCGUGAAAUGGCCAACAUGCUGCUUAGAAAGCGCGGUGAUCAAGAUCUACAUAUCUCUGUCGGCGAGAAAUGGGUGUCUAAUUUCGUUGCUCGCCAUGAAACCUUGAAAAGUCGAUAUAGCCGCCAGCUUGAUAUUAAAAGAGCGAAAUGCGAGAAUCCAAGGACUAUUCAGGCUUGGUUUGACCGCGUUCAACUUGCUAUACGCGAAUACGGAAUUCUUGAUGAAGACAUCUUCAAUUUUGAUGAAACGGGCUUUUGUAUGGGCCAAGUCGCUACGGCUAAAGUGAUUACUCGAUCAACAUGUGAAGGAAAGCCGUUUCUUGUUCAGCCGGGUAAUCGCGAAUGGGUAACUUCAAUCGAGUGUAUUAACGCUGCUGGCUGGGCCUUACCACCGUACUUGAUUCUUAAAGGAGCUGUUCAUAUAGAAGGAUGGUAUGAAAGCCAAUUACCUUCUACAUGGAGAAUCAAUUUAUCACCAAACGGCUGGACGAGUAACGAAAUUAGUCUACACUGGCUUGAAAAUCACUUCGUUCCAUGGAUUACCAACCGCCGAGUCGGUAAAUAUAGCCUCUUGAUUCUUGAUGGCCAUGAAUCACACUUGACGCCCAAAUUUGAUGACAUCUGUUAUCAGAACAAUAUUAUUCCUGUUUGUAUGCCUGCCGGAUCAUCGCACCUCUGUCAGCCGUUGGAUGUUGCUUGUUUUGCGCCUCUAAAACAGGCGUAUUACGGCUUGGUGGAACGCCUUAUACGUGCGAGAUAUCAACAUAUCGAUAAAAAUGAUUUUCUUGAUGAGUAUCCAAAGGCUCAUUUAAUGGCGUUUAAGAGUAUCAAUAUCAAGAGUGCCUUCAGGGCUUCAGGCCUGGUGCCUUUUAAGCCAAGCGAGGUGCUUGAUCAACUCAUUUAUGAAGAACCUAGCCGGCCAAGCAGUGGAGAUUCUCAAUCGACGAUUUCAAAAACACCUAUGAAUGCAAAGCAAUUCAAGAAGCAAGAACUAAGGUUUCAACAGCUCCUUAGUAACGACAUGAUUAAUACACCAAUGAAAUCGGCGCUGGGCUAUAUUUUUAAGGGUGCCGAAAUGGCCUUGAAUCGAGCGGUUUUAAUAGAACAGGAAGUCCAAGAGCUCCGUUGGGCGAACGAAAAGCGAGACACCAAGAAGAGGCGGAGUAAGAAACAGAUCGCAGGCUUAAAUGGCUUCACCGUUGAAGAAGCCAGGGAGGUUUUCCAGCGUGAUCGCGCGAGAGAUGAAGCUAUUGGAAUCAUACCUGGCCAGGAAGAUCAACCUCGCCGCCGGGCACCGCCUCGGUGUAGUGAGUGUCACAAUUUAGGCCAUAUACGUACACGGUGCCCUAAUCGGGUAACUGCCUGAAAAUGGGCGAUUUAAACUGCGAUUUGAAGCCUAAAAAACACCACUUUCUUGUAUGUAAAUCAGAAUUGCAUGUGGGCGGCAUUGGCCGCGGAAGGGGUGGCUCGCUCGCUUACGUGGCUCGCUC
This is a messenger RNA of Aspergillus melleus, 1871 nucleotides long. RefSeq lists its product as uncharacterized. The record is from RefSeq and is a predicted model, not a curated record. Gene Ontology annotation, cellular component: nucleus. Gene Ontology annotation, molecular function: DNA binding. Lineage: Eukaryota; Fungi; Ascomycota; Eurotiomycetes; Eurotiales; Aspergillaceae. Bases 110 to 1747 code for a protein of 545 amino acids. The transcript has a single exon.